UUUCACCAGACACCCCCCCCCUCAUCGCCAUGGCCCGUUCUGCACCUAUUAUCAUUUGCAUACCUUGCUAUCACAAAAUUCACCAUCUUCCCUACCUUUUCCAUCCCUUGACCUCCUCCCGCAUCUGGCCGGCCGCCGCCAUCCCUCGGCUUCCUUAGGUUCUCUCUUGCACCGCCGCCUCCCGUAAUAGAUCCAGGUACCAGCAUCCUCAUUUUAGGUAGUUGACGCCUAAAGGUUCUAUCAUUCAGUGAACAUCAUCGCCAGGCUAUAGUAUCCCCUCCUCAUGCGAUUCCACCUUCACCACCUCCACCCUUAGUUCUAGCAUCGAAAAUAUGAAUCCAAGACCAGGAUACUACUCACGAAGUGUGUUGGCCUACAUAGAUCUUGAUAUGAAAUUGAUGGCGAGAGGUAAUCGACUUUCCGCUUCACGAAUAGGUAUGGCACCAUGCAACCUUAGAUCUUGUCAGCCCUUGCCUUCCCUCGACUUCCCUCGUCCAUUUAGAUCUUCCCAUAUCUAGUUAAGCAUCUUCCAUCUCUCGAUCUCCUUUGGUUCUCUCUUGCAUCGUCACCUUCCAUCAUAGAUCCAGGUAGCGAUAUACCACACUUCGGGUAGUUGACACCCUUAAGGUUCUAUUAUUCGACAAAGAUCGUCACAUACUCAUAACACAUGUCGACCACAUGCUACCAUGUUUCUCACAUCAACAACCUUGCUUCUAGCCACCGAGAACCUAGAUCCCCGAGUCGCCAUAACAUUAGGAGUAGGCUGACUUAUGCAGAUCUGGAUGUGGAUCCGGAGAGAACUCAUAUCCGACUUUCCCCUUCGGCAGCAAAUAUGUUUUUUGAUCUUCCAUUAAUUCUUUACCAUAUCAAAAAUUCCCUUGGUCGCCAUAGCAUUAGGAGUCGGCUAACCUACGCAGAUUUGGAUGUGGAUCCGGUGAGAACUCAUAUCCGACUUCCCCCUUCGGCAAUAGAUUAGGAUGUGGAUCCGGUGAGAACUCAUAUCCGAUUUCCCCCUUCAGUAAUAGAUCUGAUGUGGAUCCGGUGAGAACUCAUAUCCGACUUUCCCCUUCGGCAGCAGGUAUUUUUUCGAUCUUUAGUUAAUUCUUUACCAUAUCGAAAAUAAUUUAACUUUUUUAUUCUACUGCAACUGCCCACAGAAAGGGAAAGAGCCCCAAACACAUUCAUAACAUUCACUAGCUACCCUUGAAAUCAGCACAUAAAGCUACUUCUACCUCCAUCCAAUUCAAACAGCACCAGUACAAAACUACAAUUCAUACAAAAUCAGUUCACUUUUCAUAUUUCUUUUUCAAAAAGGAGGACCACCCCCGGCCUUCCAGUGUCACAUGGAAUCCAUUUUGAUACAAAAGUACUAAUCGGAUGCCGUGCAAAACACCGUCCGUCGCCCUCGGCCUCUCACCCAGGCCGCCAGUGAGAGGCCGAGGAAACUAUGUUAGUGGUGUGGAAACUAUGUUAGGUGGUGUGGAAACUAUGUUAGGGGGUGUGCAGACGCACACCCCCUAACAUAGUUUCCACACCACCGCAUCGAUCCCCCCCUUACACCAACCACCGCCGCCACCGCAAAAGAACACCUGAGGAGAGGGCCGGCGCCUCUCCCCAGUCCCGACAUUAUCCUUCCUUGCCUAGAAGGCUAGAAGAACAGCGCGGCGCAUGGAUCAGCGGGAGGGCAGCAGGAAGCGUGCGCGGGGAGAGGAGGAGGAGGUGGACUCGCCGCCAGUGAAGAUGACGGCUCUGGCGGCGGCGGCGGCGGCGGCUGAUGCGCUGGCGGAAGCGGCAUUCCAGGAGGCGGCGCCGGCGGUGGUGGAGGGUGGGGAUGGGGAUGGGGAUGGGGAUGCGUGGAAGCCGCCGCCGGGGGUGUUCGACUUCCCUUGGCUGAGUUGCCAUGGCGGCCUGGACGCCCCCGUCACCAGCCCCCUGGUGGAGCUCCGGGAAGUGUUCUUCCGGUCGGCUGUGGACGGGCACGUGGCGGCGGUAGGCGUGCCCGGCGACCGCUUCAUCGCGCCGCCGAGCAACAUGAUGCUGUUCGUCGUCUUGGAGGAGUGGGUCGUCACCGCCGGCGAGGACGAGGUGGACCCCAUGUGGCGCUCCGUGCUCGAGGGGGCCAAUCCCUCCGCGUGACGCAACGUGGCGAGGUCAGCAUGGAACCCGGACCCCAUCCGCCCGAGGUUCCGUCCGUGUCAGCGGCGAUGCGCUGACGUCGCUGGAUAGAGAGAUCGAUGAUACUAGGAAGGAAAUCAUGGAUGCAUCUGACGAGAGGUCGUCUUGUUCUUGUUGCUUUGCUUCUUUCUCCUUGCUUUACUUUUCUGUAUGUAUGUAAGAAAGAUGUUUCAGUUGUCAGUUUUAAGUUCCUGCUUUGGAGGGUCUGGGUCUUGUUGCAGUCGCCGAAAAUCAAUAAAAACUUGAGUCAAGUUCGUGCUAGUGGUUAACUGAA
Messenger RNA from Triticum aestivum (bread wheat), 2449 nucleotides. RefSeq lists its product as uncharacterized. The record is from RefSeq and is a predicted model, not a curated record. Lineage: Eukaryota; Viridiplantae; Streptophyta; Magnoliopsida; Poales; Poaceae. The coding region runs from base 1669 to 2136 and encodes 155 amino acids. The transcript is spliced from 4 exons.